This is a messenger RNA of Biomphalaria glabrata, 3233 nucleotides long. RefSeq lists its product as uncharacterized. The record is from RefSeq and is a predicted model, not a curated record. Gene Ontology annotation, molecular function: G protein-coupled receptor activity. Gene Ontology annotation, biological process: G protein-coupled receptor signaling pathway. Gene Ontology annotation, cellular component: membrane. The transcript has 6 exons. Bases 156 to 1346 code for a protein of 396 amino acids. NCBI's taxonomy places the organism in Eukaryota, Metazoa, Mollusca, Gastropoda, Planorbidae.
GAUUUGUCACGAAGUUGCAUCUAUAAGACUUUGAUUAUAAAUGAAUAUGAUUAUAAACGAUCUGUUAGGCUUAGAUUUGUGUUCCUCGAAAAAGUGUUGAGUAGCCUAGAUGACAGGAUUCACGGUGUUAUGACUAUUUAAACAGCUAGUACAACAUGGCACACAACUCGAGCGAAAAUGGCCAGAUAAAGCGAGCCUGGCAGGAAGUCCACCGUGAGCUCCCCAUCAACGACGAUAAAGAGUACUUGAAGGUAAAGCUUCAUAUCAAAGACGGCGCUGGCGAUUACACGUACACGGGCGCCUCCUUUUACUCACCGAGCCACGAAUCAUUUAGUAUGGAUGACAUCAUCACAGUGAACGAGAGAUUCGCUUCCUGCGUGUCUCUGUUGACAAACUCGAUCGUUAUCCUGGUCUUCCUUCGAGUGCUUUGUCUGAAGCGCUUGACCAGCCAACUUCUGGUCAGUCUGGCCCUCAGCGACAUCGUGGUCACUGUGACUCACAUGGUGCACUCGUUCAAAGUGGCCACUUUCAUGGCUGAACAAUCAGUUGACGCCUGCAAGAUGACGUAUUCUGUGGCCAUGAGCUCGUGGAUCCUCGUCUGGACCAACCUGAGCUUUGCGGUCUGUGAGAGGCUGAUCGCCAUCAACAUGCCGAACUACUACUCGGUCACGCACAGCCUUAUAUCCGGCAUUUGUAACAUCUCACCCUGGGUUUACUACGUCCUUUUGAUACUCCUUAGCUGGAUGGGUAUUUUUGAGCACUAUAUAGAUUUUGGCUGCUCCAACCACCUGAUGUACACGCCCUUGGAGCCGACUAAGAUGGUCAUUCAGCUGCUGACCUUUAGCGUCCUCGUCAUCAUGCUGAUAGUGCUGAUCAUGUCUCGGCUCCUUCACCCGGUGUACGCUGAUGACGCUCUGGAGGUCAACCGGAUCAACCUGGAAAUGAAGACAACUUUCGUCGUAUUAAAGAUCGCCGUGAUUAAUGUCCUCCUCUUCUCCCCACUCAUUCUCUACUCCACCGUGGCCUACUACAACAGCUCAGAGACCAUCAGCGAGCUGAAGAUCAAGCUCGUCUUCUACCAGCUGGCCGUCCACGCCAACAGCAUCCCGUUCUUCGUCAUGCUGCGCAGGAAAGAGUUCCGAAAAGCCGUGGCCAUGAUCUUCGCCAGCACCGCCUCCAUCCGCAAGGCGCGCCCGAUGAACCUACUCCUGGAGGUCACAGAAGCAAGGCGGAAGAAAUCCUCGGACGUGGAUGCCGACCCAAGCACGUUCCAGGGCAUCGGCAAAGUGACGGCUAGAGAGGAUUUUAAAAAGAUAAUUUCGUCUUCACCGUCAAUCAAACAGUAAUGACGUUAUAACACUAGGAGCCAGCAGCAACGACAAGCGUUACUUUAGAAGAUGUAAACUUGAACCAUUAAAUACAAUCGUUCUUACAAGAUGUGGAUGACACUAAAGAUUUGGCCCACAAUGUGCAUGUACGUUAAAUUUUUGGCGCUAUUUCUUAACCAUGUUAACAUGUGGAGACUAUGCGUGUAGAGAUUCGGGAAAAUUGUAAGCGGAUAAACACCACAGCGAAUUUUAACUCAGCAAUGUUUAUUUUCUUAAUUACUCAUGUACAGCUCAUUUUCGGAGAUUUAACAAGCGUAGUGCGCUUUGAUCGAAUCUCUUUUGUAGACCUAUGGGAGGAAUCUGGAAGAAGGUUUCCGUGCUGCUAGAGACGAAAUUCGAAUCGAUAGGUGGCCAAUCAGCUAAUAGCACUUAGCCAAACAUUCCAAAAUUUGAGAUUUGGGUAUUUUGUCCUACGCUCCCAUAUAUUUCCUGCGCUAUUGACAUAGUACGUGCAGUCCUCUGCCUUCAAGACUGACGGCUUAGUUUCUUCUUCAAUGACAAUUGCUAUUUCAGUAUUUUGCUACUUUGUCUGCAAAUUUUACGGUUCAUUUUUAGCGGCCCACGAAAGGGGAAAAGAGGCUAUUAGUUUUGUGCGAAAUGUCUGUCCGUCUGUCCGUCCGUCACGUUUAGAUCUCGUAAACUACAAAAGAUAUUGAAAACCGACAUCACAAUAUUUUAGACCAUGCAACGGCUACUUUUUUUUUCUGAAAGCGAAAAAUCAAAUUUUUAAAAUUAGUUAUGCAAGCAGUUUUUUAACGAGAAAAAGCUAAUAAGUAUGCAUUUAUAAGUUAGACCUAAUUUAGAACGAAUAGUAAUCUUGUAAAUAGCAUUUUCCUAACUUUUUUUUUUUUUGGGGGCAAUUUUUUUGAGGAUUCAAAUAAGAGAUUGAGCCUUUUCAAAAACAAUUUGAUCAAUUAUAAGACAUUAGUUAGGCCAAUGGAGGCGCGGUGGCUGAGCGGUAAAGGGCUUGGCUUCCGAACCGGGGGUCCAGGGUUCGAAUCCUGGUGAGGACUGGGAUUUUCAACUUUGGAAUCUUUGGGCACCUCAGCUCUAAUGGGAACCUGACAUUAUUUGGGGAAAAGUAAAGGCGGUUGGUCGUUGUUCUGGCUACAUGACACCCUCGUUAACCGUAUGCCACAAAAAACAGAUGGAAUUUACAUCAUCUGCCCUAUAGACCACAAGGUCUGAAAGGGGAACUAGUUAGGCCAGGUUCACACAAUUUACAUUCACUUUCACCUAUCCUUUGAUUUGCGGGACCGUUGAGGCAUUACACAAGAUCCGUUAACCUUCUUUCUCCAUUCCUAUCUCUCAUUUGUCUUUGAUAUAAUUUCAUUCGGAUGUUCUUUCUGAAAAUAUUGAAGCCUGCCUGGGUGGACCACUUCGGGGGCCGAUUUUGAGUUUGUGUUUCCACACAAACUGUCUUUUGUAACCUUGCUUAAAUAAUAUUUUUAUCUAGCUAUUGUUUGCUUACCUUGUACUAGUUGAAGAGAGAUGCAAGACAUGUAACAGUGAGAGAAGUGAAGCGAGGGUUAAACUGGUCUUGCUGAUCUUUUGGUUUUGUUUGGCCCUAAAAUGCUUGAUUUAAAAAAAAUGGAAACAAAGCUCUAUGAAUUUGCAAUAAACAAUCAUUUAUAUUUGGGGACAACGAAUGUAAAGAGGAUUGAUAGCUCAGAUGUAAGAUCAAUGUAGUUAUGAAACGUGUCCAGUCUUUUAAAAGAACAAUUUGCAUUUUGUAUAAACCAAACACUUUUGUCUUAAUGAAUUUAGAAGAAAUGUAUUUCAUUUUUAAAUGUAAUAGAAAAUAUAAUUUAUAAUUUCUUAAAAUAAAAAAUACAAGAAAAUUCA